Striga asiatica is the source of this 2792-nucleotide messenger RNA. NCBI's taxonomy places the organism in Eukaryota, Viridiplantae, Streptophyta, Magnoliopsida, Lamiales, Orobanchaceae. The record is from the annotation of a GenBank genome assembly.
GUCCAAAAUAACUUAUCCGCGUCCAAACAAAUGCCUCUUGUCUCCAAUCUCCGGUCAGUGUACCAUUAACAGCUGCCGGCACACCUCACUCCAUCUAACCACCUGGCUUCCGGCAUCGUUGUUGCCGUGACCUUCGAUAAUCCGGUGAAGAACCGCCGUGGUCAUCCUCCUCCGCUGCCUCGGGAAACGUUGGUCCCUUUCCCUCUUCUUCUCCUUCCUCAUUAAUAUUUUCUUUCCCAGCCAAAUCCUCCCAAAAUUGAAGUGGAGGAAAAAUCACUGUUAAGAGGAUUUUUUACCAAUUUUUUCCUUCCUCUGCCACUGAAAAAAUCGAACCAAACAUGGGGAACUAAUGUUUUUCCUUCCCCUCCCCUUCAAUAGAGAAAACUGAUAGAUAAACCUGAGUAAGAGAUAAUCCCAAACUGAUGAGUUCGCUCUCGAUCUGAAUUCAUCAGUCGGGCCCGAGAGCCGAUUCAUUCCUUGAUCCCUCGCCCGAACCAGCCCCUAACCUGGUGCCCCGAACCCGUCGGCCCGAACCGAAUUGGCCCGCCCAAGUGUGUGUUGAGUGUCUUGAGGAUAAAGGCUCUAAACCUAAUCCUAUUUUCUUCUCUCGACCGCGACUUUGAGCAGAACAGAGUAAAUCGAUCGCGCAUCCUCCAUCUCUCGCAAAUCUGACCAUCACCCUCGCUUUUCUUCAUCAUCGCCAUCAUCAUCUCCACCCUUUCCGCUGCCUAUUCAUCCCGCCACCAUCAUCUCUCGGCGUUCAUCUCCUCCGCGACGAGCGCAUCUCGUCAGCCCCAUCUCGCCGCCGCGGCCGGCCCUGCUUCCAGCGACUCCCGAACGCUGCAACACCUCGACCUCCUUCCGCCGGCGAGUACCACUGCGAACCAGCGACUUCCGGCAACCAGGCACGCCCUCUCCCGUCCUCUGCAAAUUCCUCCCGGCGAGUUUGGCGGCCCCGUCUCCGAGCAGCGACCUCGCGACCACUCACCUUUGCCGACGAGCUCAUCCUCUCGCUCAGACGACUGCUCCACCGCCGGACAGCACCUCUGUACCGUCGACCUUCCCCUCCGUGCAGCGGCGUCCUCCCUCGCUGUUUUCUCUCGCCGUGAGCCACCGUGCGAGAACCAGCAGACCGCGAAGUUCCUCGGCGAGUUCCGACCUCCAUCGCUGCAAGCCGUCAACCAUUCCCUCCGGCGAGUUCGGCGGCCAUCUCCGGUGAACUGGGAGCACGCAGCAACCACCCCCUUCAGUCGAGCCGAGACGUGUUGCGUGUUCGAGCCCGUCAACCUUUGGUGCCAUUUUCGUUCGAUUCCCCCGGUUAAGCGCAACGGCGGAGUUAAGCGAGUGGUGGGGUGGGUUUGUAGGGUAAUAUUCAAUGGAUACCAGCAAAGAAGAGGCAGAGCAGCACACAUUUCUUGAUCGUGCCUCUCGGGCCACCAGGGGCAAACGGUUGACAAAAUUGGUUGAUGAGGAGCUCGAAGAAGAUGAGCUCUUUUGGAAUCAAGAUGCUCUUAAGGAGGAAGAGCAUGAUGCAGAGUAUGAGGAAGAAGGAGAGGUUGCUGAUGUUUUUGAUAGCGACUUCGAUGAAUCUGAGCCUGAGCCCGAUCAAGAAGUCGAAAAUGAACCUAAUGAGAGGAGGACAAAGAAGAAACUAAUAUUUCCAGGAAAGCCAUCAGCAAAGAAGAAGAAGAAGAAGAAAGACACGGCGAUUUCUAAGUCAGAAAGUGUGCCCAAAGAUGAGAAAUCUGUGGACCAGUUGAGUCCUGAGCAUCAUGAUGAUACCAAUGAUGCCGAGGCCGAGAAAACAGUUAGGAAAUCAACCAGAACUUCGGUGAUUAUCAGGCAAGCGGAGCGAGAUGCAAUACGUGCAGCAUUGCAAGCUACAAUGAAGCCAAUAAAAAGAAAGAAGGAAGGUGAGGAGAAGAGGAUGACGCAAGAAGAGAUGCUUCUGGAAGCAGCUCAAACAGAGAUUAUGAAUUUGAGAAACUUGGAAAAGGUGUUAGCAAGAGAAGAAGAAGUUAAGAAAAGAGCUAUCGUGCACAAAGCAGUUUACACUGGAAACUCUUAUCUAGAUUUCAUGAAUGGGGCAUCAUUUGAUUCAGAAGUGUCAACCUCAACUGUUCCGUUUUGUCAAAUAUCCGUCAUAGCAGCUGCUGUAGCAGCCUAUGGCGCUGCCAUAACCACCAUCCUUCACAAAUUCAGCAUGGCGGAUCGAGAGAAGGCGGUGUGUGCUGUUACGGGGCUACCAGCAAUUUAUCGUGAUCCAAAGACGGGUUUACCUUAUGCAACAAAAGAAGCAUUCAAGAUCAUUCGUGAACGGUUUAACCAAGAAAAGAGCUUCAGUAAGGAGGAUCGUAGCAUGGGGCUACUGUCUGAUGCGGCUUACGAGCAAGGGUUCACUCAAAAGAGGAGGAGAUCGUUGAUUUCACGGGAUAGGGAAACACCUUACGUUCGCCAAUUUGGCCAUUACCAUAAAAUUCCUGCUCCAGAAGAUGAAGACUCGGAAUAAGAGAGUCCAACAUGUUGCUGAGGAUUUCUUGUUUUCAGAAUCAAACCGGUGGCCGUGUCGAGAAGAAAAAUAUGUUACUUUUUUUUUUCUUAAAUGUAAAUUUCCGGAUGAAUAUUGGGGAAUGUUGUGUGACCAACUCUAACUAGCCAUGUUAAUUUAGUGUAAGCGAAAGUGUUGAGGCGAAGAACAAAUUUCUCAUUAAGGAAAGCAAUGUUAAAAAAAUAAAAUAUGAGUCUUACAUAUUGCUCACCGUAGUGUUAGGGAAAUAUUUACAUGUCCACGG